Molecule: messenger RNA, 1569 nt
Organism: Aspergillus tanneri
Lineage: Eukaryota; Fungi; Ascomycota; Eurotiomycetes; Eurotiales; Aspergillaceae
Gene: cpdS
Product: putative serine carboxypeptidase (CpdS)
Exons: 4
Coding region: 1-1569 (522 amino acids)
Biological process (GO): proteolysis
Molecular function (GO): serine-type carboxypeptidase activity
Source: RefSeq, a predicted model, not a curated record
AUGCAUUUGCCUGCCGCCAUUGUCUCCUUUCUGCUGGCCGGCACCACAUUGGGCCUGCAGAGUCCCCAUCGUAAAGCCAUUCAUCUGGCUCGCAAGCACCAGAUCCGAGCCCCUAGAGCCGUGCCACGUAGCGAUGACGGCGGCUACCAGUACCUGAACAAGAAGACCGAGCGAUUCCUCGUCGAUGGCAAGGGCAUCCCCGAGGUUGACUUUGACGUGGGUGAGUCGUACGCCGGCCUGUUGCCCAACACGCCCAGCGGCAACUCGAGUCUCUUCUUCUGGUUCUUCCCCUCCACCAACCCCAAAGCGACCGACGAGAUUACUAUCUGGCUGAACGGCGGCCCUGGAUGCAGUUCCCUGGACGGUCUCUUGCAAGAGAACGGUCCCUUUCUGUGGCAGUCGGGCACCUACAAGCCCCUGCCCAAUCCCUACUCGUGGACAAAAUUGACCAACGUCGUCUACGUUGAUCAGCCGGCAGGAACGGGAUUCUCACCCGGCCCAUCGACCGUCAGGAAUGAGGAGGACGUUGCUGCGCAGUUCAACAGCUGGUUCAAGCAAUUCUCCGACACCUUUGGCCUGCAUGGACACAAGGUGUAUUUGACCGGCGAGAGCUACGCAGGUCAGUACAUCCCGUAUAUCGCGUCAGCGAUGCUGGAUGAGAAGGACACCAAGUACUUCAAUGUCAAGGGGAUCCAGAUCAAUGACCCGUCUAUCAAUGAUGACUCGGUCAUGAUCUACGCCCCCGCGGUGCGACACCUCUCGCACUACAAGAGCGUUUUCGCUUUGAACGACAGCUUCGUCUCGCACAUCGAGACACAGGCCGAGAAUUGCGGCUACAAUAAAUUCUUGGACGAGGCACUGACCUUCCCACCGCCCAAGGACUUCCCAUCGGCGCCAGAUCCCUCGCGCGAUGGCUGUGCUGUGUGGGACGAGAUCCUGGCGGCGGCAUUUAACGUGAACCCUUGCUUCAACAUGUACCAUCUGACGGACUUCUGUCCAUACCUCUGGGACGAGAUGGGAUUCCCGUCUCUGGCUGGCCCGCCUAACAACUACUUCAACCGCUCGGACGUGCAGAAAGCCAUUCACGUUCCGCCAACGAACUACGCUGUAUGCGGUGGUCACAUCUUCCCUGGCGGAGAUCAGUCCGUGCCCAGCGCAUUGGGGCCGCUGGCUUCGGUUAUUGAACGCACCAAUAACACUAUCAUUGGCCACGGAUGGCUCGAUUACUUGCUCUUCAUGAAUGGCUCCCUCGCUACCAUCCAGAACAUGACUUGGAACGGAGCCCAGGGAUUCCAGCGGCAGCCUGACGAACCGCUCUACGUGCCAUACCAUAAGGGAUUGGCCGAGCUGCCUAAUGGGAAUGUCAAGCAGCCGUUUAUUUGGGAUGCUGGUGCUGGAAUCCUCGGUACUGCGCAUACGGAACGUGGCCUAACCUUUACGACGGUGUACUUGGCCGGUCAUGAAAUCCCCCAAUAUACCCCCGGCGCCGCGUAUCGGCAGUUAGAAUUCCUGCUCGGUCGAAUCGACAGUUUGCAGGAUCGCGGUGGAUAUACAGCUCCGGUGAACUGA